AUGGAGGCCAUCUGGCUCUACCAGUUCCGCCUGAUCGUCAUCGGCGACUCCACCGUAGGCAAGUCCUGUCUCAUCCGCCGCUUCACCGAGGGGCGAUUCGCCCAGAUCUCCGACCCCACGGUGGGCGUGGAUUUCUUCUCCAGGCUGGUGGAGAUCGAACCGGGCAAGAGAAUCAAGCUACAGAUAUGGGACACGGCCGGCCAGGAGCGGUUCCGGUCCAUCACUAGAGCCUACUACAGGAACUCAGUUGGCGGACUCCUCCUCUUUGACAUUACAAACCGCAGGUCUUUCCAGAACGUCCAUGAGUGGCUAGAGGAGACUAAGGUGCACGUCCAGCCAUACCAGAUUGUCUUUGUUUUGGUGGGUCACAAGUGUGACCUUGACACACAGCGGCAAGUCACCAGGCACGAGGCGGAGAAGCUGGCUGCUGCAUAUGGUAUGAAGUACAUUGAGACCUCAGCUCGAGAUGCCAUUAAUGUGGAGAAGGCCUUCACGGAUCUGACUCGAGAUAUAUAUGAGCUUGUUAAAAGGGGGGACAUUUCAAUCCAGGAGGGAUGGGAAGGGGUAAAGAGUGGGUUUGUUCCAAACGUAGUGCACUCUUCAGAAGAAGUGGUGAAAUCAGAUAGGAGAUGUUUGUGCUGA
This is a messenger RNA of Indicator indicator, 642 nucleotides long. RefSeq names its product RAB39B, member RAS oncogene family (gene RAB39B). The transcript is spliced from 2 exons. The record is from RefSeq and is a predicted model, not a curated record. NCBI's taxonomy places the organism in Eukaryota, Metazoa, Chordata, Aves, Piciformes, Indicatoridae. Gene Ontology annotation, cellular component: Golgi membrane. Bases 1 to 642 code for a protein of 213 amino acids. Gene Ontology annotation, biological process: Rab protein signal transduction. Gene Ontology annotation, molecular function: GTPase activity; GTP binding.